Molecule: messenger RNA, 4074 nt
Organism: Linum trigynum
Lineage: Eukaryota; Viridiplantae; Streptophyta; Magnoliopsida; Malpighiales; Linaceae
Source: the annotation of a GenBank genome assembly
AUGGCGGCGCCGGCGGGUCGAGACCGGAAAGAGAACCAACCGUACGAUGACGGACGGGGCUACGGCAAGUUCAGGAAGCGUCCUUUCCGCAAAGGUCAGGCCACUCCAUACGAUCGCCCUUCGACCACAAUUCGCAACUCUGGCCUCCAAACCGCCAACGGCAGCGGCAAUGGCUGGCUUUCGAAACUGGUGGAUCCAGCGCAGAGGCUCAUUUCCUCCGGUGCUCAUAGGCUUUUUGCAUCUCUUCUGCGCAAGCGCCUUCCUCCUCCUCCUCCACCGACGCAGCCACCGGAGCCAGAAGCAGAGCGGGACUUGAAGCAGAAGCAACUGGAAGCAAUAUCCAAGAGCAAGCAAGUGGAAACAGUGCCCAUGCUUUCCUCGAAGGCUGCUGUAUACUCGCAGGGAGAACCUAGCCAUAUGCAUGAUCGCCCUAGUAGUUCACUUGGAGGUGCGAUUACUGAUUUGGAGUCGAUGUUGCAGCAGAAAAAAUUUACCAGGCACGAGAUUGAUAGAUUGACAGCUCUCUUGCAGUCAAGAGUUGUUGACUUACCUGUGGAAAAUGAGAAGUCUGAAUUUGUUCCUCCAAAUUCAUUUCAGUUGCAUGACAAGGAGUUUCCUUCUACUCCAGUGAAAUAUAAUGGGACUGGGAACCACCUCAUCGCAUCCCCUGAUGUUCGUGAUCAAGAUGUUGCUUCACCUGCAGAGCUUGCAAAAGCUUACAUGGGUAGCAGGCCUUCAAAAGUAUCUCCAUCUAUGUUAGGUUUGCCCAGUCAACCAUGGAAAGAUGAUUCAGCUCCACAGGUCAGUAAGAUCUCUCGGCCGAACGGGUCAACUACAUCAGCUAUUUACAAGUCUUCUGGCAAAGCUGGAUUGACAGAGAAUGGUUUCAUGACACCAAGAUCUUGGGGCAGAUCUGCUGUUUACAGCAUGGCAAGAACACCAUAUUCCAGAACACUGUCAGCUACUCUAAUCCAGGGUGCCGGGACUUCAUCUGAUGCUUUUGGAGGACGAGUGUCUUCAUAUCAGAGUACAUUGGAGAAUGGCAGAUUUUCUGGGUCCAAACAAGGGACUUUGAAAAGGAGGAGUUCUGUCAUGGAGAGCGAUAUCGGUUCUCCUAGUCCUAUACGCAGAAUACGUCAGAAGUCGAAUCUAAUGUCUGCUGGAGCUCUCGCAGUCCGUGGAACUCGUUCAAAAUCAGAUCCAGAGGAACACCUGGCCCUGACCUCAAAGUCUGUUACCAAGGAUGAACCUUCCAAGGAAAAUGGCGACUACAGUAUUCAGAAUCCAGGAUUCACCCCCGUCUCUUCUAAAUCCAGCGAGAUGGCUUCAAAGAUACUCCAGCAGCUGGAUGUGUUGGUUUCAUCAAGGGAAAAAUCGCCAGCUAAGUUGUCUCCAUCCAUGCUACGCGGACAAGCUCUUAGAAGCUUAGAAAAAAUAGAUUCUUCAAAGUUUUUGGAGACUGUUCAGAACAAUACUCAAGACAAUGCAAGGAACAGUAGCGUGUUAGAUGCUGAACGGUUUAGGCCUGAAAAGGAGGACAGGAUUGAACAAAAUGGUCAAAGCAAAGUAGACAUUGAUGGUGGCAAGGCAGUUGCUAGCACAACUGUAGAGAAACCCAACCCCUUUGAUGCUGGAGUGGUCAAUACAGGAAUAAAAUUUUCUGGUCAAGCCCCUAAGCUAAAAAAGCCAGGUUUCCGUAUGAGUGCGAAUGAGGAUUUCCUGGAGUUUGAUGAUGAUGAUGACACUGUUGGGAAUACUUCUACGGGCUGCGGGACGGGUCAUAUGAAGCUCAGUUCUGCUUCUGAUGGGAGUAAAGCUGAUGAAGCUGCAGUGGUGGAUAAGACUCCAGUUCUUUCUGGAGCAAAUCCCUUGUCAAGUUCUAUACUGAGCAAGAAAGACACUGCAACUCAAAAUGGGCCAACAAGUGUAGGAAGUAGCAGUACUUUUGCUUUUGCUGCACCUUUAUCCACUGAGGUUGUGAAGCAUGCCAUCCCAAGUAAAUCAGCUGAUGUUUCUGAUAAUGCUGCCAUUGGCAUAUUUAGCUCAGGAGUGAAAACUGCCUCGCGAACUGAAGUGAAUGAUGCCAGCGAGAAAUUCCCACUUUUUUCUUCUGUGCCUUCUUUGACAGUUGCAAACAAUGGAUUCAGCACGAAAUUUGGUGCCUCUUCAGGCUCCCAAUUGGAGAGCUCACAGAGGGUCUUACCUGUAGCUGCUGUAGCAGAUCCUUCGGCAAAACAACCUGAUGGCAAUAAAUACGCAGACACAAAUAAACCUGUUGUGUCUUUCAAGACGAGUGAAACUCAACCUUCAUCUGUCUUGGCUUCGUCAUCAGCGGCAGGGAUGUUCUCGUUUGGGUCAGGGCUACAAAAUGGAACAGUCCCAGGUUCGUCAACUGGUCAAACUCUUUCCGAUAGCUCCCUCUUGAUCGUUCCUAAUGGCAGCACCGGCACAGACAUAUCUGUGAAUGCUGUGAACUCUGGUAGUAGUGGCAAUUCAGCGUCAGAGGCAGCCCCAAUCUUGGGUUCAUCUAUUUUCAAAUUUGGGUCACAUCUCACUUCAAGUUCAGUUUCUUUUGCUAAUGCUAGUGGUGACAUCAAUCGAAGCAAAACAGAGACUAGCUUUGGGAGUCUUGCUGGUGAUCCUUUUGCUGAUUCUAAGCCUGCUGUUGCAAGUACUCGAAGUGGCCUUUUUGGCAUUGCCCCUUCCAUAGUUGCCGAGAGCACUACAAGCAGCAGCCCUUCUAAUGAUAUUUCAGCUACCUCUGAUAAAAGUACCUUAGUUAGUAGUCCAUUUGUAAGUACAAGUGCAAGUACCGGAAGCAACCUUGUUGGUGCUACUGCUGCUUCUGUUACAGUUACCAGCAACAGCCCUCUUGGUGGCUCUACUCCUACAGCUACAAACCCAGGAAGCAGCAUUUUCGGUACUGCUGCCAGUUCUAGCACUGGAAAUAGCCUCUUCAGUGCAGCAGCUCCCAGUACACCCACCGGAAAUAGCCGUUUCAGUUUCAGUGCUAACUCAACUUCGCUAGGCCCUGCUAGUCAGGCCCAAGGUCUGAAUAAUACAGCCAGCACUAAGGUAGCUGCAACUGGCUUUGCCACAUCUACCCAAUGUACACCUAGUCAGUUCGGUUCUUCCGUGUCUUCUCCUUUUGGGUUGAGUGCAAAUAUAGCUCCUGCUACUGCUGAUGGUAGUUCAGGUUUUGGUUCAUCAUCGAUACCUAAUCCGUUCAGUACUGGAACUUCUUCUGGAGUGCCUUCUUCCGCCCCGUCUUCAGAAUCAAAUAAGUCUGUUAGCACAAAUGCAAGCACAUCAUCUCCGCUUUUUGGUUCGAGCUGGUCAACAACUCCUGUAUUUGGUAGUGUGUCCAGUUCACCAGCUUCAUCGAGCGGGUUUGUAUUUGGAGCGUCAUCUUCGAGUGGUGCUUCUACUGCAGGUGCCACUGCAUUUGGAUCGUCGGCUAAUGCUACAUCAUCUAGUUCCCCAUUCUCUUUCAGUGCGCCAGCAGCAAAUCCUCCCCCUUCACAACCUGUGUUUGGUAACCCUACUACAACUCCAUCCUUUGCAUUUGGCUCAACUCCAUCAUUUGGCUCAACUCAACCAUCCGUUAGCAACGAUCAAAUGGGAAUGGAGGACAGCAUGGCGGAAGAUACGGUCCAGGCAACCACACCAUCUAUCCCCUUGUUUGGUCAGCAGACUCUGAUACCCCCAUCGUCAGGCUUCAUAUUUGGUUCCGCAGUGUCGCCAACCAGUGGAAAUACUCUUUUUGGUUCUACUGCUCCUCCGUCUGCAGGAACCCCCCAGUUUGGUUCUACUGCUGUAGGAACCCCCCAGUUUGGGUCUACUGCGGCAGUAAACCCCCAGUUUGGUUCUACUGCUGCAGUAACCCCGCAGUUUGGUUCUGCAGCCGCAUCUCCUUCGAUCCCGUUUCAAUUUGGUGGGCAACCAACUCCACAAGCUGCUGCUCCAUUUCAGGCCAGUAGCAGUCUAGAGUAUGCAGGCAGCUUCUCAUUAGGGACUGGUGACAAGAGCAACCGGAGAAUUGUCAAAGUGAGGAAAAGUUCGCGGAAGAAAUGA